GUUCACGGUCCGCAACCAUCCCCAUCCUCCUUCAUUCUCUCACUCCUUCUUCUCCAUCCAACACACCCCCGUCCACUCUACAGACUCGCCACCAAUGUAUACUUCACAGCAGAGCACCAGCCUGUUUCUGGGAGGAGAGCGCACCAGCGGACAGAACAUCAGGGAUCAGAAUGUCCUUGCGGCAUCCUCGAUCGCCAACAUCGUCAAGUCAUCUCUGGGACCUGUUGGUCUUGACAAGAUGAUCGUCAACGAAAUUGGAGAUGUUACAAUCACCAACGACGGCGCCACCAUCCUUAACAUGUUGGAGGUCGAGCACCCGGCAGGAAAGAUCCUUGUGGAACUGGCCCAGCAGCAGGACAAGGAAGUCGGUGAUGGAACGACCUCAGUUGUCAUUAUCGCCGCAGAGCUCUUGAAGCGUGCCAACGAGCUCGUCAAGAACAAGAUCCAUCCCACCACCAUCAUCACCGGAUACAGACUCGCCUCAAAGGAAGCCUGCAAGUUCAUUGCGGAUCAGAUGUCGAUCAAGGUUGAGGCACUCGGACGUGAUUGCCUUAUUAACGCAGCUAAGACUAGCAUGUCUAGCAAGAUUAUUGGAUCGUACGAUGAGUUCUUUUCGAACAUGGCUGUUGAUGCCAUGCUCGCUGUCAAGUCGACUAACAGCCGUGGCGAACAUAAAUAUCCCGUCAAGGCUGUCAACAUCUUGAAGGCUCAUGGACGCAGCGCCACCGAGUCGAUGCUCGUCAAGGGAUACGCUCUCAACUGUACGGUCGCCAGUCAGGCUAUGAAAACCAAGAUCACGAACGCCAAGAUCGCAUGCUUGGAUAUCAACCUCCAGAAGGUCCGCAUGAACCUGGGAGUACACAUCAUGGUCGACGACCCAGACAAGCUGGAGGAUAUCCGCAAGAGGGAAAGCGACAUCACUACGGAGCGCAUCAAAAAAAUUCUCGCCACUGGAGCCAACGUGAUUUUGACGACCAAGGGAAUCGACGACAUGUGCUUGAAGCUGUUUGUUGAGGCUGGUGCUAUGGCUGUUCGUCGCUGCAAAAAGGAAGAUCUUCGUCGCAUUGCCAAGGCAACGGGCGCUACCCUGAUCUCGACCUUGGCCAACCUGGAAGGCGAGGAGACCUAUGAUGCCUCAUACCUGGGAAAUGCAGAGGAGGUUGUCCAGGAGAGGAUCUCUGACGAUGAAUGCAUCUUGGUCAAGGGCACCAAGGCUCAGUCUUCGGCGUCGAUCAUUCUCCGCGGAGCCAACGAUUUCAUGCUGGAUGAAAUGGAGCGUUCGUUGCACGAUUCGCUUUGCGUGAUCAAGAGGACCCUUGAGAGUGGAAGUGUUGUUCCUGGAGGCGGUGCUGUAGAGACGGCAUUGAACAUUUACCUUGAGAACUUUGCCACCACCUUGGGUUCUCGUGAGCAAUUGGCGAUUGCCGAGUUUGCCAGUGCUCUGCUUGUGAUUCCCAAGACCCUGGCUGUCAAUGCUGCCAAGGACUCGACCGACCUUGUUGCAACACUUCGUGUCUACCACAACGCAUCGCAGAACGACAAGGCACGCCAGGGCUUGAAAUGGUACGGUCUGGAUCUGAUCAAGGGCGAGGUCCGCGAUAACAUCCACGCCGGUGUUCUUGAGCCGGCCAUGUCAAAGAUCCGUGCACUGCGCUCAGCAACAGAGACGGCGCUGUCGAUCUUGCGUAUCGAUGAUAUGAUCACGGUGGCACCUGAGCAGCGGGAGCAGGACGAUGGUCAUGGUCACUAAAAAAAAAAGAAAAAGAAAAAAAAAGGCGUACAUGUUGAAGAAUAGAUAGACGCAUCAGGAUUGUUAUGUUUUGAAUUGAAACGAGGCUUUCGAUAUUUACAUGGUUGUUACUGUCAUCAUUAUAAAGAGCAAAAA
This is a messenger RNA of Gamsiella multidivaricata, 1885 nucleotides long. Its product is annotated as T-complex protein 1 subunit alpha. Gene Ontology annotation, cellular component: chaperonin-containing T-complex. Gene Ontology annotation, molecular function: ATP hydrolysis activity; ATP-dependent protein folding chaperone; ATP binding. The transcript has 6 exons. The record is from RefSeq and is a predicted model, not a curated record. Bases 95 to 1750 code for a protein of 551 amino acids. Gene Ontology annotation, biological process: protein folding. Lineage: Eukaryota; Fungi; Mortierellomycota; Mortierellomycetes; Mortierellales; Mortierellaceae.